UGCGCGAACGGACAGAGGGGCAGUUCGCAGAGGGACAAAUUACCCAUCCGUGCUGUACGCUGAGGUGUGUGCGGUGCCCUCGCCGGGUCGCCUGCUACUUCGUCAUCGCUGUCUUCCAGAGCCAGCCUUUCAGGCCUGAACCCCAGGCCCGAAGCCGUGCCGCCAUGGACUUCUCCAAGUUCCUGGCCGACGACUUCGACGUGAAGGAGUGGAUCAAUGCGGCCUUCAAGGCUGGCCCCAAGGAGGCCGCGGCCGGGAAGGCGGACGGCCACGCGGCCACGCUGGUGAUGAAGCUGCAGCUGUUCAUCCAGGAGGUGAACCACGCCGUGGAGGAAACAAGUCACCAAGCCCUUCAGAACAUGCCCAGAGUGCUCCGUGACGUCGAGGCCCUUAAACAGGAGGCGUCUUUCCUGAAAGAACAAAUGAUUCUUGUCAAGGAGGACAUUAGGAAAUUUGAGCAGGACACAUCACAGUCCAUGCAGGUGUUGGUGGAAAUCGAUCAGGUCAAGUCCAGAAUGCAGCUGGCUGCCGAGUCUCUGCAGGAAGCAGACAAGUGGAGCACCCUGAGCGCCGACAUCGAGGAGACCUUCAAGACUCAGGACAUAGCUGUGAUUUCUGCCAAGCUCACGGGCAUGCAGAACAGCUUGGCGAUGCUUGUGGACACCCCAGACUACUCCGAAAAAUGUGUGCACUUGGAGGCGCUGAAGAACAGGCUGGAGGCCCUGGCCAGUCCCCAGAUCGUGGCCGCGUUCACCACGCAGUCUGUGGAUCAGUCCAAAGCGUUUGUGAAGGUUUUCACGGAAGUGGACCGGAUGCCCCAGCUCCUCGCGUACUACUACAAGUGUCACAAGGUGCAGCUCUUAACAGCCUGGCAGGAGCUGUGCCAGAGUGACCUCCCCCUGGACCGGCAGCUCACCGGACUCUAUGACGCCUUGCUUGGUGCCUGGCACUCACAAAUCCAGUGGGCCACGCAGGUUUUCAAGAACCCCCACGAGGUGGUGACGGUGCUGCUGAUCCAGACCCUGGGGGCCUUGGUGCCCUCCCUGCCCGUGUGCCUCAGCUCUGGCGUGGAGAGGGCCGGGCCCGAGCUGGAGCUCACCAAACUGCUGGAGUUCUACGACACCACGGCCCACUUUGCCAAGGCGCUGGAGAUGGCUCUGCUCCCCCACCCACAUGAGCACAACAUGGUGAAAGUCACCGAGCUGGUGCAGGCGGUGUAUGGUCCCUACAAACCCUACCAGCUGAAGUAUGGCGACAUGGAAGAAAACCACCUCCUCAUCCAGCUCAGCGCUGUGCCUCUGGAGCACGGGGAAGUCAUUGACUGUGUGCAGGAGCUGAGCCACUCGGUGAACAAGCUCUUCGGGCUGGCGUCCGCAGCUGUUGACAGAUGCGCCAGGUUCACCAAUGGCCUGGGGACGUGCGGCCUGCUGACAGCCUUGAAGUCCCUCUUUGCCAAGUACGUGUCUGAUUUCGCCAGUACGCUCCAGUCAAUACGAAAGAAGUGCAAGCUGGAUGACAUUCCUGCCAACUCGCUCUUUCAGGAAGACUGGACGGCUUUCCAGAACUCUGUUAGGAUAAUAGCCACCUGUGGAGAGCUCUUGCGGCAGUGUGGGGACUUUGAGCAGCAGCUAGCAAACAGGAUUCUGUCGACUGCUGGGAAGUAUCUCUCUGACUCCUACAGCCCUCGGAGCCUGGCCGGCUUUCAGGAGAGCAUCCUGGCGGACAAGAAGAGCUCUGCCAAGAACCCCUGGCAAGAAUAUAAUUACCUGCAGAAAGACAACCCUGCUGAAUACGCCAGCUUGAUGGAGAUACUUUAUACUCUCAAGGAAAAAGGGUCCAGCAAUCACAACCUGCUGGCCGCCCCUCGCACAGCCCUGACCCGGCUCAACCAGCAGGCGCACCAGCUGGCUUUCGAUUCCGUUUUCCUGCGCAUCAAACAGCAGCUGCUGCUCAUUCCCAAGAUGGACAGCUGGAACACAGCUGGCAUCGGAGAAACCCUCACGGACGACCUGCCCGCCUUCAGCCUCACGCCUCUCGAGUACAUCAGCAACAUCGGGCAGUACAUCAUGUCUCUGCCCCUGAACCUUGAGCCGUUCGUGACCCAGGAGGACUCUGCCUUGGAGCUGGCCCUGCACGCCGGAAAGCUUCCGUUUCCCCCCGAGCAAGGCGAUGACCUGCCCGAGCUGGACAACAUGGCCGACAACUGGCUGGGCUCCAUCGCCAGGGCCACCAUGGAGACCUACUGUGACGCCAUCCUGCAGAUCCCGGAGCUGACCCCGCACUCCACCAAGCAGCUGGCCACCGACAUGGACUACCUGAUCAACGUGAUGGACGCCCUGGGCCUGCAGCCCUCCCGCACCCUGCAGAACAUCGUGACGCUGCUGAAGAGCAAGCCCGAGGACUACAGGCAGGCCAGCAAGGGCCUGCCCCGCCGCCUCGCCGCCACUGUGGCCGCCAUGCGGGGCGUGACCUACUGAGGAAGCCACUCGGGCGCUGAUGCCGCCGACGCGUCUCCCAGGAACUGGGUAGAGUGUGUCGCAGGGAGACUUGGUCCCUGUAGAUCAUUGCACAAAGACUGUAAAGUAGAGGUAUACUAUUUAUUAGGCAGGACUUUUCAGCCCUCCCCCCCCAAGUGAUCUGACCUUAAGAAUGGGAUGAGUACAGUGAAGUGAAAGAUGUCCAUCCCCUUCCUCCUUGCGUGAACACUUGAGCACCUCCCGCAGCCCUCCUGUGGCUCCCACGGGGUGGGAGGUGGCAUUGAACGGGGGUGUGGGCGACCCCAAGACCUGGAGGUUGAGCAGUGGGGACCAAGGUCCCUGGGGGAAGAGGAAGAGGGGCCCAAGUCCGAGGGGGCCUCGCAGGCCAGGGUAAGGAUUACGGCUUUCACAUCCCCCUUUGUAAAAAAUUUAUAAGAUGAUGUGAAUUUCACCCAUUUUUGUUUUGUUAACAGCGUAAUGGAUGACAUAACUUGAAUGACUUAAAGGAAUAUGGAUUAA
Messenger RNA from Oryctolagus cuniculus (rabbit), 2996 nucleotides. It is a transcript of the gene COG7, whose product is annotated as component of oligomeric golgi complex 7. The record is from RefSeq and is a predicted model, not a curated record. Lineage: Eukaryota; Metazoa; Chordata; Mammalia; Lagomorpha; Leporidae. Gene Ontology annotation, biological process: intracellular protein transport; Golgi organization; retrograde vesicle-mediated transport, Golgi to endoplasmic reticulum. Gene Ontology annotation, cellular component: COG complex.